GCAGAACACACCUCAUCUCCUCUGUAGCUGGAGGGAUAGAGGGAGAGAGAGAUUCAGUCUGUGCCAAUUUUCUCCUCUGCUCCAGAGACGGAGAGGGAGAGCCAGGAAAGUGAUAUUUCAGAAAUCUUAUCAGAUAAACAAACAACAGACAGAGACAGAGAGAGGGGAGAGGCAGAGGAGAAGAGGUGCCUUUCCGAAUGAAGCAUCCAAAGAGACAAUACAGAGAACAAAUGGAGAAAGAAGAAGCUACAGCGAGAAAUGUAGUCAAUGCUUCUGUUGAGUGACCCAAGGAAUGAGUCAUCCACCUGCAGCCAGCACCUGAGACUGACCUUCUGACAACGAACACCAUCAGCCGACAGCCGUUGCCACUGCAAAGUCACACAUUGUGCAGAAGAAUUGUGUUAAUUAGUAGAUCUACAUUUACAUUUCUCAAACGUAUUCAAAACCACUAACUCUAAAUGUUAUGCUGAGUGGUGAAACCAAACAAUCUGCCUUAGAGUUACAGUUUGCUCACACAUCUCCUGUCCAAAUGAUUCAUCCUUCAUCUCCAUAACAAAGUCUUCCUUACUUUGUAUGAAUCACCUCCUGGGAGGAUUAUGAGGCCAGCUUUAGCUCUCCUGCAGUCAAAUUGUCUCUUGUUUGUGUUUAGCGGUAUGUGCGUGCCCAUUGUUGUGGGCUCCCUGCCACCAGCACUGCCGUGGUAUGUUCCAUGUCCAGUGAGGUGUGUGUGUCAGAUCAAGCCAUGGUUCUCCCCAGAUUCAAUCUACCAUGAAGCCCCCACAGUGGACUGUAACAAUCUGUUGCUGACGAAUCUCCCCUUGCCUUUACCACUGAACACCCAUACCCUUCGCCUGCAGAGUAACCUGCUGUCAGUGCUGGACACUGCAGUGCUACAUGGGCUCUCCAACCUCACGGACUUGGACCUUUCGCAAAACCGCUUCAGUCGUGUUAGGAUGAUAACCCAGAGCUCCCCCCUGCCUUCUCUGCUGUCGCUACACCUCGAGGAAAAUCAUUUCAGUCACCUCCCAGAAGCCUCCUUCUCAUCACUGUCAGCUUUACAAGAACUCUUUCUCAGCCAUAAUAACCUCCAUUCAGUUGCACCUGGAGCCUUCAAUGGCCUUAACUCCCUUCGCCGUCUUCACAUCAAUAACAACAGACUCACGACGAUUGACCCUCUGUGGUUCAGAGCAUUGCCACAGCUUGAGGUUCUCAUGCUUGGGGGAAACCCUGUGGAGGCUCUGCCUGAGAGGGGCUUUGUGGCCCUAACAUCCCUACGAAGCCUUGUACUUGGUGAUAUGGGUCUGAGAGGUUUGGCUGAAAAAGCACUUGAAGGUCUUGAUGAACUAGAAAGCCUUUCCUUCUAUGAGAACCAUCUUACUAAGGUACCAAGACAAGCUCUGAAAAGGGUGCCAGGUCUCAAGUUCCUCGACCUCAACAAGAACCACAUCAAACUGAUCGAGACAGGGGACUUUAAAGACAUGGUGAAUCUAAAAGAGCUCGGUCUGAACAACAUGGAAGAGCUUGUGUCAAUAGAUAAAGCCUCCCUGGAAAACUUGCCAGAGCUUACCAAGCUUGAGAUCACCAAUAACCCACGUUUGUCCUAUGUUCAUCCUCAGGCUUUUGUCAGGCUGAGCAGACUGGAGAGUCUUAUGUUAAACUCUAAUUCUCUAAGUGCUCUGCACCAGAACAUCAUGCUCUCCCUGCCAAGUCUUCAGGAGGUCAGCCUACACUCCAACCCACUGCGAUGUGACUGCCUGUUCCACUGGGCCGCCAGGGACACCUCUCAUCCUCGAAUUGAAAGGGACAUGCAAAUGAAGACCCAAGCAGCCCGGGUAGUACGCUUCAUCCAACCCGAGGCAACCUUGUGCUUUGAACCCCCAGAACUGAGAGCACGCAGAGUAAGAGAGGUCUCUUCUGGAGAGAUGUCUGCAUCCUGCCUCCCAACUAUUCCUGCCAGUUCCCUUCCCUCAUAUGUUGGUGUUCAAGAAGGGGGGAAACUGGUUUUGCACUGCCGAGCACUUGCAGAGCCACUUCCUGAACUGUACUGGGUGACCCCUUCUGGCCUGAGACUCGGCCCUUCAGCAAACAGUACAUCAGAAAGUUUUUCAGCUUUUGCUAUCUGUAGAAACACAACUUCUAAUGGCUUUAACCACACAUCUGCCCUCAGUUUCCAGCACUCAAAAGCUCAAAAUGAUUCUGUUUGCCAGUUCUUCAAACACUACCAGCUACUGCCUGAGGGAACUCUAGAGAUUAGCAGGAUCACCCCCAGAGAGGGAGGUUUGUAUACCUGUGUGGCUGAGAAUGCAUUAGGAGCAGAUACACGCAGUGUUACGGUAGGAGUACAUGCCAGAGGGAAAAAUAGAAAGAGGGGGGUGGUGACUAAACCGAAGAAAUUUCAAGCCAUCAGAAUAGAUGCAAGGUUGGAGUUGAACGAGGUUGGAGAACACUAUGCUAUCUUGUCCUGGCAGUACAGACAAAACCUCCCCUCCACUCGCCUAUCCUGGCAGGCCCUGCACUCCAACUCCCACACACCAACGUUCACCACACGGAUUCUUGCUGGCACGCAGAGCUUCAACCUGACUCACCUGCAGGCAGAGACAUUUUACAUAGUGUGUUUACAUCAAGGAAUCAGUGAAGAUGGCAAGCAUGCCAACCAAGGGUCAGGGGAGAGCAAAAAGCCUCAGUGCGUGUCGUUCAGGACCAAGGAUGUGCCAGAGACCCAGCCCGGUCUGCAGCUCAACCCAGAGCUGACCUCCAUAGCGGUCACACUACUGCUUCUUGGCUAUAUACUGCUGCUAGCGGUGCAGGGCUGGGACACCGAACCUGGUGAAGGAGCAGGGAAGCAUCACAAUGCCCUCUGUGUGGAUAUUAAGGGUCCCCAGACUGUAAUCAUCGGUCAGAAAACAAAAGAGAGUAAUGAAGAUCAAACAGACCUGAAAGAGAAGCUGGAAUCAUAUUAUAUAAUUUGAGAUAAUUAUACCCAUUCUGAUGCAGACAAGAUAAACCGGCACACAUCCAUAACAUGGAACAUGAAAUAUACACUUUAGCACUCACACAAAUGAAGGAAACAGAGGUUAUGGCGCAACAAGAGAUUUGUAUUUAUUUUAUAUAAGCAUAAAGUAUAUAUUGACUUUGUUUCUGUGUUGAGAUGUGCUGUAAAGAUUGCUUAUCUCCCCGUGCCAGGAAAAUAAAACUGGACAAUUAUACUCCUGCUUAACACAAGGGAAACAACUGAGCCCGAGUUGCCAAUGACCAGUGGACUGAAACUAAAAAGAGCUUCAUACAUUUCAGGAACGGAUAUUUACAGAAGAGAGCUGCUCAGACCUUCGGGGUUUUGUCCUGUUUAUAGUCAACAUGUUUCCACUGACUCGAGCAUACUCUCUCAAAGCUGAUAAAUCUGCGUUACGACGGGCACUGAAGGAACUUUCUGCUUGUAUGGACAGUCAAAUUGAUUCAUGUACACAGCACUUUUGCUUUGUUCUUGGACUGAGAUGUCCAUCUUGCAUAUGGUGAGCUCAUCCCUGAUGCAACAUCCCACACUCUGUUUUAAAAUAAAAGUGAUUUAAAAGUGA
This is a messenger RNA of Girardinichthys multiradiatus, 3572 nucleotides long. It is a transcript of the gene lrrn2, whose product is annotated as leucine rich repeat neuronal 2. Bases 597 to 2969 code for a protein of 790 amino acids. Gene Ontology annotation, molecular function: protein binding. Lineage: Eukaryota; Metazoa; Chordata; Actinopteri; Cyprinodontiformes; Goodeidae. The transcript has 2 exons. The record is from RefSeq and is a predicted model, not a curated record.